Tachysurus vachellii is the source of this 5015-nucleotide messenger RNA. RefSeq names its product kinase insert domain receptor (a type III receptor tyrosine kinase) (gene kdr). Lineage: Eukaryota; Metazoa; Chordata; Actinopteri; Siluriformes; Bagridae. The transcript has 30 exons. Gene Ontology annotation, cellular component: signaling receptor complex. Bases 208 to 4245 code for a protein of 1345 amino acids. Gene Ontology annotation, molecular function: transmembrane receptor protein tyrosine kinase activity; ATP binding. Gene Ontology annotation, biological process: protein phosphorylation; positive regulation of kinase activity; angiogenesis. The record is from RefSeq and is a predicted model, not a curated record.
UCCUGUUCAUUCUGCGCUAGACAGGUUUCCCUCCGGAUUCCCUCAGAGGAUAAACCAUAAAAUCGAUUUGCUUUGAAUGUUUUCGUCCUGUUUAUGAAUUUUCUGGAUUAUACUGUGGGACUCUACAAGGCAGUGAUGCACAGUUGAGGCAUUUCUGUCCCGUGGGAACGUUUUUCCAGUGGUUUUACGCACCGUUCCUGUCACGCCAUGGCGAAGACCUUUUCACUUCUUUCUCUCAUAGGCUUGAUUUUUGGAGUCUGCUGGGUGGCAGCUAGGGAGCACAGGUUUGUACCUGACUCUCCAGUGCUGAACAUCACAGAUAAGACAUACAAAAUCAACACAUCCGAUACGUUGGAGAUUACCUGCAGAGGACGUCAGAUUUUGGAAUGGUACACUCCUUACAGCCGGAAUGUCACCGAAAGCAGAAUUAUAACGUCAGACUGUAGUGGGGACGGAUUGUUCUGUAGCACCAUCACGCUCACUGGGGCAAUGGGAAAUGAGACAGGAGAGUAUCGCUGUUCCUACAGAAACCUGCCUGUGGAGGAAGGGAAGACCUCCGUGUCAGUGUACGUCUUUGUGCAAGAUUACCGCAUGCCUUUUCUCCGGUUAUCGCAACACUUUGAGGUGGUGUUUAUUCAAAAAGAAGAGCAAGUGGUCAUUCCCUGCCUGGGCUCCUUGGAGGACCUCAACGUCACUCUGUACAUGAAUUAUCCAGUGAAGGAAGUAGUCCCUGAUGGAAAGGACGUGUUCUGGGACAGCAGAAGAGGUUUCGUGCUCCCGAGUCAUGUGAUUAGCUAUGCUGGUGUAGGCUACUGCCAAACUCACAUCCAGGAUGAAACCUUCCAGUCCAUGACUUACGUUCUGGCUGUCAUAGGAACUAAAAUCUAUGACCUCAGAGUGAGUCCUGUUCACGAGAAGCGGGCGGAUGGGGAGAAGGUGGAGUUCAACUGCACUGCAGUCACAGAACUUAAUGUUGCUCUGCAGUUCCAGUGGAGUUUCCCUCAGGACAAGAGAAAUCCCAACCAAUCCACAAGAAGGCGUUAUGAAACUAAGCCCCACAAGAGGAAGCUGUUUGACUCUCUGGAACUGACGGACACACUAAUUUUGGAGAAUGUUACAAUCAAUGACACAGGGGAAUACGUCUGCACAGCAUCCAGCAGUAAGAUGGUCAAAAGUAGCCGUGCAUCCCUUAUAGUUUAUGAAAAGCCUUUCCUUGUGCUUCAUGAUCAGUCAUUUCAAACGGUGGAUGUAAAAAAAGGUCAGCGAGAAGCCAAGAUCUCUGUUAAAUACUACGCUUAUCCAGAACCUAAUGCAAAGUGGUACAAAAAUGGCCAGUCUAUCACCAGUGAGGAAUACAGGAUAAAGCCAUCCAGAGAUUCUAUCACUAUAUAUGAGGUCACAGAAAAAGAUGCUGGGAAUUACACUGUGGUCAUGACCAAUAAAAUCACCAGAGAAGUGCACAGCCGUACAUUUCAGCUACUGGUCAAUGCUCAUCCUAAGAUCUUUGAGAAGGAGGUGCCUUUCGAUCGAAAUAUUCACAUGUUUGGCAGCAGCCCAACUCUCACCUGUACUGCUUUUGGUGGCUCCAGUCCUGUCUCUAUCCAGUGGCAGUGGAUGCCCAUUGAGGACUGUCCAGCUAAAUUUCAGCCCAGAUCAGAUCACAGUGCAGCGUGUGAAGGGAAAUGGAGGGAGAUUUCGAACAACACUGGGACAAACCACUUUGGCCAGCCCACCAGCUUCAUUGACAGUUCACUUAAGACUGUUAGCACGCUGAAGAUCCAGAAAGCUGUAGCUCAUGCACUGUUUCGAUGCAUUGCCUCCAACAAAGUGGGAGAGGAGGACAGAGUCAUUAUAUUUCAAGUAGCACGUUUCCUCAAUCUGAGUGUUUUCCCCUCCAGCGUCCCUAUAGAGGAGGAGGACGUGUUGUUGCGCUGUGUAGCCGACCGCGCGCUGUACUCCAGCCUGAGCUGGUAUAGAGUGCAGAACGUGUCUAACCCGACCAAACUGCCUACCACCGUGCCUUGUUCCAGCCUCAGUCUGUCUCCCCUCAGCCAGCCCAAUGCCACUGUCUCAGGCCUGCAGGGUCCUAACGUCACCCUGGACCUGUCUUUACCCAGGGUGAGCUGGCAGGACCAGGGUUGGUACACUUGCCGCAUGGAGAACGCUGACAGCAGUGAGAGAACCUGCCUGCUACACAACCUGCGUCUCAGGGCUCUUGAAGCUCCAAGAAUUGUGAACAACUUGAGUGAUCAGAGGGUGAACGUGAGCGAUUCUACCAUACUGGAAUGUGACGCAAGGGGCACACCGACCCCCGUCAUUACCUGGUCAAAAGACAACCAGACUGUCGUUAAAGGAUCUGGUAUCAUUCUGGGUUCAUCGAAUCGCGUUCUGACCAUCCAGAGAGUAAAGAAAGAGGACAGCGGUCUGUAUACCUGCACAGCCUGCAACAAACAGGGCUGUAGCUCCAUCCAGGCUCAGCUUACAGUGGAGGGCGCAGAAGAGAAGAUGAAUGUGGAGCUGAUUGUGCCAAUUGGUGCUGUGGUUAUCGCCAUGUUCUUCUGGCUGCUCAUUGUCUUUGUCAUACGCAACAGAAAACGGCCCACUGACGGAGAUAUGAAGACGGGCUACCUUUCAAUUAUCUUAGACACAGAAGACAUGCCAAUGGACGAGAACUGUGAGAGACUCACCUACGAUGCCAGCAAGUGGGAGUUUCCACGUGAACGGCUUAAACUAGGGGACCCGCUGGGGCGAGGAGCAUUUGGUCAGGUUUUGGAGGCGGCCGCAUUCGGCAUUGAAAAGGCCACCACCUGCACAACAGUAGCUGUGAAGAUGCUGAAGGAGGGUGCUACCUCCAGUGAGUACCGUGCCUUGAUGUCCGAGUUGAAGAUUCUUAUCCAUAUUGGUCACCAUCUCAAUGUGGUUAAUUUGCUAGGUGCUUGCACCAAACCAGGUGGUCCACUGAUGGUAAUAGUGGAAUACUGUAAGCAUGGAAACCUUUCCAGUUAUCUGAAGAGUAAGCGUGGAGAAUAUAGCCCCUUUAAGAAGCACAGGCCUCAGCUGAUGGAGGAUAAAGCUGGUGGAACGGAGGUGGACCUGAACGAAGGGGAUCUGGGGAUGGGGACUACUGCUCGAUUGGAUAUCUGCACUGGCACUGCCAUCUGCUCUGGGCUGAGAAGUGAGUGGAGCGCCAAUCUUCAACAAGAUAAGCAAGAAAGCUCAGACUGGGAUCAGUUGACUAUGGAGGAUCUCAUCAGCUAUAGCUUUCAAGUAGCCAAAGGAAUGGAGUUCCUCUCCUCUCGAAAGUGCAUUCACCGGGAUUUGGCAGCUAGGAACAUUCUUCUUUCUGAGAAUAACACUGUGAAGAUCUGUGACUUCGGCCUGGCCAGAGACGUGUAUAAAGACCCAGAUUAUGUUCGCAAAGGAGAUGCACGUCUCCCUCUGAAGUGGAUGGCUCCAGAAACAAUCUUCGACCGUGUUUAUACAACACAGAGUGACGUUUGGUCUUUUGGGGUACUACUUUGGGAGAUCUUCUCUUUGGGUGCAUCUCCAUAUCCAGGAGUGAAUAUUGAUGAGUCGUUCUGCAGGAGGCUAAAAGACGGUACCAGAAUGAGACCGCCUGACUAUGCCACCCCUGAGAUCUAUCAGACCAUGUUGGACUGCUGGAUGGAUCAUCCAAAGAACAGACCCACAUUCACAGAACUUGUGGAACAUCUGGGCAACUUGCUACUGGCCAGCGCUCAACAGGAUGGUAAAGACUAUAUUCCACUGACGAUGGGAGAUGUGGAGGGGGGAUCAGGAGUCCCACAGCUCAGAGUGACGUCAUAUAUCAACGCACCAAGUGCAAAAAGCAAAGAGACCCAGGUUAACUAUGAUAAUGCUCCAACAGUGAGAUAUGCACAGCAUAAAUUUGAAGACAUUUCACUGGAACAGAGUGCCAUAAUGAAUGGCCCGAUGGACUGUGGUGUGGGAUUAUCACAUGAUGAGAUGAAGGUGCUCAAUCAUCAGGCACAGAGGAUGGCCAAAUUCAGCCCCCUGCUACGAUGUAAGAGUAAGGAAUCCGUGGCCUCCGAAUCAUCCAAUCAAACCAGCGGUUACCAGUCCGGCUACCACUCGGAUGACACAGAGGCGCCUGUGUAUGCCAAUGAAGAGAUGAUAAUAAAGAGGGACGCUUUGAAGAAACCACCGUUAGCCAAAAGGGACGACAAGUUUCAAACAGAGGUCCGCUAUAGCACUCCUCCUGUUUAAUAAGAACCACCCAUAAGCCAACAACUACAUGAUUAAACAAAGUGUUGGUCCAAGUGUUUUUUUUUUUUCUUUGCUUGCCUGGAAAAGCAGAUUCAUGCAAUACUUCUGCUUAUGAUAGGUUGGUGCUUAGACAGGAUUCCAGGCCAUGCUACUGUACACAGCAGUUGUUUUAUCUGAGCACAGCUCUCCUGACAUUCUGGUGAUCACUGGCAGUAUGGCUUUCUCUGUAGUUUUUAUUUAAUAUGAUUUAGUCAGGUACAUUUAUUAAAAUCAGUCAAUCUCCUCAACAUUAAAGUGCUGCGUGUACACACCUGUAAGUGUAUGUCGAGAUUUCAAAUUAUAAUCAUCGAGUAUGGAUAUAAAACACAUAUAGCCUUUCAUAUAGCAGUCAUCUGAUCUCUGUGCAUUAUCUGAUCUGAAACCUGCAAAUCAUUUCAAUUAAUUAACCUGAUUUUAAAGCAAAAUGUAAUUUAUUUCCUGGGUGCAGAUAAGUUGUAUGUGUUUGCUUUGCUGUAAAUGUUUUUGUUGGAAUUUAUUUAAAGGUCAAUGUUUUUUUUUUUUUCCUGUUCGAACCUGAAAGACUGCAGAGCAAGAUAGCUGCUUUUUAAGUCCCCUCCCACUUCCUGUAAAAAGAAAGACACACACUUUUUUUCCGGCAUGUUCUUUUCCUUGCCUCUUGUUCUUCUUUACAUUAUAUUUUUCUUUUUUUCUUUUUUUUUUGGCAUGGAAGAAGAAUAUAUUUUAUGAAACCUGUCUAAAACAUAACUAGU